This is a messenger RNA of Diaporthe amygdali, 1821 nucleotides long. Its product is annotated as FAD binding domain-containing protein. The transcript is spliced from 3 exons. The coding region runs from base 1 to 1821 and encodes 606 amino acids. The record is from RefSeq and is a predicted model, not a curated record. Lineage: Eukaryota; Fungi; Ascomycota; Sordariomycetes; Diaporthales; Diaporthaceae. Gene Ontology annotation, molecular function: FAD binding.
AUGUUGGCAGCACUGCUGGCGAGGUUCGGCAUCAAAGUAGAGAUACUUGACGACCGGCCAGAUCAGACCACGGUUGGCAGGGCUGAUGGACUUCAACCAAAGACUAUCGAGACCUUUCAGAUGCUGCGUCUUGGGGGUGAGCUCCUGGACACAGGAGUGAAAGUGUUUGACAUCUGCAUGUGGCGAUCUCAGCUUGACGGCAACGGAGCAGCCGCGUUGCUGCGUGUCGGGCGUGAGGUUCAUUAUCCACCUGCGGCAGUCGAUGUGCUCCACCCUUUCAUCCUGUUAUGCCACCAAGGCAUGGUGGAGGGCAUGUUCGUCGAAGACUUGAGGCAAAGUGGAGUUGAGGUCAAGCGUGGAUGCCAAUUUGAGACGUUUGGCUACGACUUAGGAGAUGCAGGCGCUCCAAUUCAAGUCACGUAUACGCAUGCAGAUGCGGAAAGAAGUCUACAGUCUGACUACCUCGUUGGUUGUGAUGGAGCUCGUUCACGAGUUCGCCAAGGCAUCCCUGGAACAUACGCGGAAGGAAACCCACACGAUUCUUACUGGGGCGUACUGGAUGGUGAACUUGAUACCGACUUCCCCGAUAUCUGGAGCAAGACUGUGGUUUAUUCGGAGGAGCAUGGCUCAGUCCUGAUCAUUCCUCGGGAACGCAACCUCACGCGAUUUUACAUCGAAGUCAAGAACCAACAGGACUCCGUUGACGAAACAUUCGUCAUGGACCAAGCUAGGAAGAUUAUGUCACCCUACAGCCUGGAAUGGCUCUCCGUGGAAUGGUUUGGGAACUACCGCGUCACGCAAAGAGUGGCAGCCCGCUUCUCAGAUUCCACCGGCGAGGCUCCUCGUGUCUUCAUCGCUGGCGAUGCCAGCCAUACGCACAGUCCGAAGGCAGCCCAAGGGAUGAACACUAGCAUGCAUGAUUCAUGGAACUUGGGCUGGAAGUUAAACCUUGCUGUGCGAGGGCUGGCGAAGAAGGACAUCCUGCUGGGGACAUACGAAGAAGAGCGAAAGAAAAUUGCUCACGAUCUGAUCGACUUUGACUACGAGCAUGCCAACAGCAUUGCCGGAGGUGAUGCCAAAGCCCUUGCGGAGAACUUUCGCACGAACAUAGGCUUCAUAUCCGGCGCUGGCGUUGAAUACGGGCGCAACGUUCUCAAUGACCUCGGGCCGCCUGCAAAGGGUCUUCAAAACGGGCAUGUGUUGCAAGGUGCAGCACAUCCCGGGCAAAACCUGCCGCCUGCCAAAGCCACACGUUACAUUGAUGACAACCCUGUCGAUGUUCAGCUAGACAUACCGAUUCUGGGGCAGUUCCGCAUUUUCCUCAUUGUGCCGGACGUGAUUGGGUCGUCGAGUUUUCUACGGAGGUUUAGCGACACGAUCAUGUCAGAAACCUCGUUUCUGUCCCAAGUAUCGGCUGCAGCCAGCAAAUCAUAUCAGGAGUUUCCCAGACCACGCAGGGCAAAGGACGUCUACUAUCGGCCAGAGAGAUAUACACCACUCAGCCAGCUAUUCACAUAUUCUCUUAUAACAACGACGGAGAAGGAUAAAUUCGAACUGACUUCACUGCCGCCUCUGCUCAGCAGAAGCAAAUGGACUGUAUACCUGGAUAAUGUCCCACAUCUUGACACACAAGGUCAACGGUGUAUGGAGAAGUGGCUCGGAGAAUUUGGAUCUGACCAGGCGGCUGUUGUCACUGUGCGACCUGACGGCUAUGUUGGCUCUGUUAUGAAGUUCAGCACAGCAGGUGAUGACGCAGGCCAGGAGGCCGCUCGCUGUCUGGAGAGCUACUAUAAUGGCUUCUUGCAGAUGCCACUAAUUUGA